UUUUCACCAGUGGACAUGGAGCUUUCUGCCGGUGAACUCAGCAUUUACGAUAAGCUCUCGGAGACCAUUGACUUGGUGAGACAGACUGGCUACCAGUGUGGUAUGCCUGAAAAAGCCAUAGAGAAAUUCAUCAGACAACUCCUCGAGAAAAAUGAACCUCAGCGGGGACCCCCACGAUAUCCUCUUUUGAUGGUUCUCUAUAAGGGCCUGAUCACCUUGGGUUUAGUUUUACUAACUGCGUAUUUUAUGAUCCAGCCAUAUACCCUUUCACCACCCGAGACGACGCUCACCAAAGCCCAUGCGUGGGGCUCCCUCGUCAGUCAUAUCCGGCUGCUGCCUUUGCCCAUCACCAAGAAGUAUAUGCUAGAGAAAUGUCAAGACUGGUGGAGCCUAGAUUGUAGAUGGAAUGUUUCUCUAACCACCAAUUGCUCUUGCUGCUGUUCCAUGAAAAAUUUUGGGGCAGCAGCUGACCUAGGACAGCUAUCAGAACAUCUCCUGCAGUCACAACCUCUCAUCAUUAAGACAGGACAAUAUCGGUCUUACGAUGAAAUGAAACAUUUUCAGUCCCUGUACCCUGAUCUGAUAAAUUUUGUGGUACAUGAAGAUUCAGCUGAAGCGGGGAGCAGCCGUCCAGGGCAGGGUCUUCCAUUUCACUUUUUGCGGAAAAAAACUCUGAAUAAAAGUCAGAUUAUAGACAAGAUUUUCCCCAUCUUCUCUUCAUUGGGGUUCCCAAACACCAUUUCCUUGAAAAGCUGUUUUCUCAUCCAACAAACAAAACUUCAGGAUAAGACCUACAGGUUGCAGAGCACUUUUGUGGUUGGAAGUGGUCGGCUUACUUUAAAUGCCAUUCCUUCGUCAUUGUGCAGAGAGCAUUGCCAGAUGCUGGUGGUGGAUCUGGAAGCCGGGGAUGUUGGCUUUGCAAACAUGGAGUAUUGGACAACAAGUUUUAAUUCUAUGGGAUCAGAGCCUACUGUUGUUUGUGAUGGAUCCGCCAGCUAA
Molecule: messenger RNA, 999 nt
Organism: Euleptes europaea (tarantolino)
Lineage: Eukaryota; Metazoa; Chordata; Lepidosauria; Squamata; Sphaerodactylidae
Gene: C2H6orf89
Product: chromosome 2 C6orf89 homolog
Exons: 7
Coding region: 16-999 (327 amino acids)
Cellular component (GO): nucleolus; Golgi membrane
Source: RefSeq, a predicted model, not a curated record